This is a messenger RNA of Saccoglossus kowalevskii, 1062 nucleotides long. RefSeq names its product ornithine decarboxylase-like. The record is from RefSeq and is a predicted model, not a curated record. Gene Ontology annotation, cellular component: cytoplasm. Lineage: Eukaryota; Metazoa; Hemichordata; Enteropneusta; Harrimaniidae. Gene Ontology annotation, molecular function: ornithine decarboxylase activity.
AUAUACACUGCCAGAAGUAAACUAAGAAUGAAUAUUCUAGAUGAAAGUAUCGUUCAAGUUGUCGCUGAAAAUGUUAAACCCCGAGAUAUAAUCGCCAAAACUGUCGUUAAGAUGAAAGUGGAGAAAAACGAUGACGCAUUUUACGUCAUGGAUAUUGGGGAGGUCGUCAGACGUUUUGAGGAAUGGCAAAGUUUACUACCACGAGUUCAUCCUUUUUACGCUGUUAAAUGUAAUUCACAUCCAGUGAUUCUUACAGUACUAGGUGCACUUGGCUCCGGGUUUGAUUGCGCUAGCAAGUCAGAAAUAGAAGAUGUACUAAAUAUUGGUGUUCCAGCAUCUCGCAUCAUUUAUGCCAACCCUUGCAAAUCCAAGACGCAUUUACAAUUUGCUGCUGUUAAAAAAGCAGGAUUGAUGACAUUUGAUGACGAGUAUGAACUCCACAAAAUCAAAGAAGUAUACCCAGAUGCGAAAUUGGUUAUACGAAUUAAAGCUGACGAUCCCAGCGCAUUGGUUAAUUUCAGAAUAAAAUUCGGAUGUGAUGUGAAACAUGCAAGACAUCUUUUGCAAGUAGCGAAACAGCUGAGUCUCAACGUUGUUGGCGUGAGUUUUCAUGUUGGUUGUUUAUGCCGAGAUGCUACAGCCUACGCAACAGCUAUUGGUUUAUCACGACUGGUAUUCAACUAUGCUGCCGAUAUUGGAUUCAACUUUACCCUGCUCGAUAUUGGGGGAGGGUAUCCAGGUGAUGGAAAAAAGCCUAUUACGAUUCAAUGUAUAGCAGAGCAAAUCAAUCAAGCACUAAGUGAACACUUUCCAGAUGGAUGUGGAGUUACAGUUAUCAGUGAACCAGGUCGUUAUUUUGCAUGGAGUACCUGUACUUUAUGUGUGAAUGUAAUUGGCAAGCGUGUUAAAGAAAUUGACAUGAAAUCCGUUGGUGAAGGUACAUUAAAAGAAAACACGGAUUGCAUGGAAGUGAGCCAUAUGUAUUAUUGCAACGAAAGUAGAUAUCUGUCAUUUGGAAUAUUGCUAACCUUGCAGUCCAAAAUUGUUCCAAUAUUAUUGAAG